Hippocampus comes (tiger tail seahorse) is the source of this 4833-nucleotide messenger RNA. RefSeq names its product sperm antigen with calponin homology and coiled-coil domains 1 (gene specc1). Gene Ontology annotation, molecular function: protein binding. Bases 1056 to 3872 code for a protein of 938 amino acids. The transcript is spliced from 13 exons. NCBI's taxonomy places the organism in Eukaryota, Metazoa, Chordata, Actinopteri, Syngnathiformes, Syngnathidae. The record is from RefSeq and is a predicted model, not a curated record.
GAGAGGCAAAUGGAAAUCAGACUUUAUGUAACAUGCAGAAGACUUAGGAAGACGCUUGGAAGCUGUACUGAGGUUGACUGUCGAAACGGACGUGGGCGGGAAAAGACCAAGAGCCACCGCAGUAUUUCAUAAUUCAAAUCGGCAUGAACCAAAAAUAACAAUUCCACUUAAAACUUACAUUUGCUGGACUGUAUGACUGUGAGACAACUGCUCCAGUUAUUUUGUGAUUAUUUAUAACAACAAUCUGCUGCUGUUCGAGUGGCCGCUGUGAUCUUUCGUCUAAUAAUAGCAUCUGUUGUGCAUCAUCUUUUGAUAAUUCCGAUUAAAACCGCCACAGAAAAUUUGGUUCCAAAAAGAGGUUAUUAUACAAGGAAAUAUGAAGUUAUACAACCCUCCAGCUUUCACCAAGCGGGUCCUCACAUGGCUGCUUAACUCGGCAAACAGAAUGUGGGGGAAUGAGUUAAGUACCGAGAAGCGUGAGGAAUGGUUACCAUCGUUUGUUCUAGUACGGGCUAGUAGGAGGUGCCGUGUAAUUGUGUGUGUGUGUGUGCGUGUGUGUGUGAGAAAGUGAGAGAGAAAGAGAGUGUUUGUAUGCGAGUAUGAGAAGCCACACCUCCCGAUCCAGUUGUUAUCGCAGCAAUAAUGAUGUGCAUAUGAUGCUGCCUGCAUACCCGCCUGCCAGCAUAGCAUGCUGUCACCCUUGUGGAGGAUCUGCACGCUCUUGCGCUUUUGACACACAGUGGAAGCCACCCGCUGUCAGGACACGUAGUCUGCCUCAGCAACACAUGCGCAUUCACACAAACACGCUCUCACAGUCCUGGGAAAGGAUCGCAUCAAAAGAAGAUCCGUAGCAAGGGGAAGAAGAAGAAUUGGAAGAAUUUGAUAUUUCUUCUCUCUCUUCUCCACUGUGACUGAGUGCCGGUUGGAUUGUGGAUGCUGAACAAAUGCGACCACGCUGACGCCCCCCCACACACGCAUACAUCACUCCCCCGCAGCUACAAAUUGUUGGAUUUAUCCUCACUGCGCCGAGUGUGGGAGUCGCAGAUCGGACCAACAUGGGGAACCAAGCGGGAAGACAGGAGGAAACCAACACAGGUUGUCAAGCAACUAAGAAGUCUGGUAUCCCAGCCCCAAGAGAAAUCCCAUCUUCAAUAACAAGGGACCGCAUUUCCCUGCGGGACCAGUUGAGGAGCUCGUCCAGUAAGAGGAUUGUUUCCAGUGCCAGCACUUCAAGCCUCUCCACCCUGGCAAAGCAAACGCGUAGCUCAACAAAGUGUCGUGGAGAAGCAGAAGCCCAAGAAAGGGGCCUCCUGGAAUGUCAGGUUAAAGAGCUGCUGGCUGAAGUCAAGGCUAAAGAUUUGGAGAUCAGCAAUCUCCGCGUCGAGCUGCAACGCGGCAAAAAUAAAGCUUCCACUUCUUCCCCAUUGCCGUCGCCUGUCUCGCUAUCGCCUCAAGAUCUGUCUGCGGAACAAGAGGGAAAGCUCGCAGAGGCUCUUGUCCUGGUUCAGGAGCUCAAGGAAAAGAAUGCAAAGUUUCAGAGAGAGCUAGCAAACCUCCGAGAGGAGAACCAAGUGCUAAAGAGAAGGCUUCUCUCUUUUGAGACGUUACCAUUAUCCGGCAGCCCUCCUAAACCUCACAAUGGCCUACCGUCAGAUUCCAGCCCAAGUGCCAGUCUCAUUAAAACAUCCAUCUACUCCAGCUCCGUCAAAGACUCGCCUUCACCUGACUCGUCGGAGUUUGAGAAAAUCCCGCGUUCCGAAUCCGGUAGCAGCAAUGUCAGUAGUGAAGCCAUCGCUGGUGGGCAUCAUAUGUCUGUCCAGAGCCUAACGGAACAGAUACACAAGAUGGAGGAAAACCACCACAGCACUGCGGAAGAGCUGCAGGCCACUCUGCAGGAGCUCGCUGACCAGCAGCAAGUGGUGCAAGAGCUGACGACGGAGAAUGAGCGUCUGGCUGAGGAGAAGAGCCUCCUGCAGACCUCACUCCAGCAGCAGAGAGAACGUUUAGAGCUGCUCUCCCAGAAGAAUGAGGCGCUGGCUAGCCGUCUUCAGGAGCAGGCCCAGAGUGAGGACGAGUUCAGGAGCCAAGGUCCUCGACUUGUUGAACUCGAGCAAAGGUACGCCGAGCUGGUUGAGAGCUCCCGCUUUGAACGGGAGAAACUGGUGAACAUCCAGCAGCAGUUAACGAGCAGCCUGCGAGCUCUGGAGGAGGAACACCAGGAGGCGCAGGGCCAGGUGCACGGCCUGCGAGAAGAGAUGGACAGGCUACACGGCCAACUGAACCGCGAGCUGGAAGCCAGAGGCGAAGCCGCGCAGUCCGCGGAAGAGCAGAGAGCGGCGGCCGACUGUCUCCGAGUAGAAAAUAGUAGGCUGAAGGCGCAGGUGGACAUUGAGAGGCAAAAGGUGGGUGAGCUGAAGGCCAUGCAGAGCACCAGUGACAGUACCGAGCUACAGCGCCUACUCAAGACGGCCCACGCUGAGAGAGACCGACUGGAGCUGGAGCUGACACAGCUCAGGCAGGACCUGCUGCGGGCCCACGAUGAGACUGAGCACGUACAAGCUAGCAUGUCCAAGGUGGAGGCCAAAGGUCAGCAGGUCCAGGAGAGAGCGGAGAUGAGGGAGGAGGAGCUCACCAAGCGGUUGAGUGCCUUGGAGGAGGCGGGUAUCGUGGCUGAGAAACAAGUGAAGGACAUGAAGGAGACCAUCUUUGAACUGGAGGACCAGGUGGAGCAACAGCGGGCAAUCAACCUCCACACUAAUCAAACAGUCCUCGACUUGGAGAAUCUUGUUAAAAAGUUAGAGGAGCAGAAAUUUGAAGCGGAACGUCAACUGAAAAUUGUCAGCAGGCAGAUGAAGGAAGAAAAAGAUGAGUGGCAUCAGUUCCAGGCUGAUCUCCAGACAGCAGUGGUGGUUGCCAAUGACAUCAAGGUGGAGGCUCAACAGGAGCUGCGUACACUCCGAAGGCAGCUGCAGGAGGAGCAGGAUCGCAGUGCCAAGCUUUCUUUAGACCUGGAAGCCCUACAAGGUGUCAGGUCUCAAGGCGAUGAUGUAAGACAGUCCACUUGUGACGGUAGCCGUAAGUGGCACGGUGUGAGCACAAGCCCAACCGCUGACGCCAGCGGUAAUGCCAACAUGGAGCCAGGAGCUAAUGUCAAGUCUCUCAUGAAGUCACCUGAUGCUGGUGGACAGAACGGACCGGGCCUCACAGUUCAAAUCCACGGCUCAUCUAGAAGCCCUCUAAGUGGAAUCCCGAUGCGCACCGCACCGGCUGCUGCAGUCUCGCCAAUCCAGAGGCAGUCGUACAUAAAGCCCUUGUCAAAGUUGUUGGAAAAAAGAAUCAGUCAUGGAGACUUUGUUCAUCCUCACAGUAAAAUUUCAAGCUGUGGAAAAAACGCCAAACCGAACAUCCUGAUGAGGAAGAGUCCAUCCCUGGAGUCGAUAUUCAAAAGCCCUGCUUCUCUGAGAAGCCGCACAUCGUCUCUUAGCUGCAACCAGGCGAACAACAUGUUCAGUACGGACCCCUUGGCUGCACUCGCACGGGAGUAUGGGGGAUCUAAGAGGAAUGCUCUACUGAAGUGGUGCCAGAAGAAAACACAAGGCUAUCCGAAUAUUGAUGUGACCAACUUCAGCAGCAGUUGGAGUGAUGGCUUGGCUUUUUGUGCCCUCCUGCACACAUAUUUGCCCGCCCACAUCCCCUACCAGGAACUCAUCAGUCAAGAUAAGAUCCGGAAUCUGACUCUGGCUUUUCAGGCUGCCGAGAGCAUUGGCAUCAAACCUUCCCUGAACAUCGAGGAGCUGAUGAAGACUGACCGGCCCGACUGGCAGAGAGUCAUGCAGUACGUCUCUCAGAUCUACAAGUACUUUGAGACCUGACUGGCAUCUGCACUACAUUCGCCUUCCCGACGGACUUUCCUCGCCUCCUGUUUGGUGCUGGACACUUGGGCCCAUCCAUUUCAGAGCAGCUGCUUUCUACUGCAAAAUGUUCAACCGCAAUGUGGCCACUUCGCACAUUUCUACUGUUACAGGCGAAAAGUGGCAAAGUUGAAGACUUGGGGUGAAAGAAAAGUCCACUUUGGGUGAAACUUUCAGGUGAAUCUGAAAUGCACUUGAACUUUUGCAUUUCAAUGGCCCUUCUAAACUUUUGAAUGUGCAUGUCCAACUGUUUUGUGUUUUUUUUUUUUUAACGCUUCUUUCAACAGGUGCUGAAUUUCAAAUUUCACAGUGUUUGAUGAAACUGACAACAUCAAGGGCACAGUCACAACACAAAGGCUGCAGUGCAUCUCAGAUUCAUUAUGAUGUUUUUUUUUUUCCUCCCGAAAGCCAAACAAAGCAAACAUCUUUUAGUACCUUAAAAAAAAAAAAAAUUCAAAGUGUUCCGUGACUUUCAAAUGUUGUGCCAAAUGAUGCAUGUUCAAAGUUUAGGCUACGGUGCUUUCAAAGCGUCAUCCACUUGUGCUGGGUGUUAAAGAACAUGGAGCAGUGGAAAUUGACUACUUGUAUUUUCCAAGACGCACUGCCAUGUGUAACUUGGAAUCGUUACAAGAAUUAUUUUUCCAUCAAAGGGGCACUCUGCUUUGUAUACCAAACCUAUUGGGAGCCAUUCACAGCACCGAUGUUGUGGCUGGAUUUAAUAUCUGAACUCUGUAAUUGCACCCCGGUAAAUGUGGGACAUGACAAUUUACAUAUUUUCCUAUUCUUCUCAGAACAUAUUGUCGCUUUGGAAGUAAACCAUUUAUUUAUUCACGUGCAUCCUGAGGAGUCAACAUGUGCACAAUCAUGUGUGCAGUUAUUCAUUUUAAGAGCUGUUGCAUUAAUAAAGGAAUGUCAAUUUGUA